CGCGGCGGCGGUGCCAGCUCCCGGCCGCGGCGCUCGGGGCCGGCUCUGGGCAGGGGCGGCCGGGGCGGCGCGGGGGGCGCGGGCGGCGGGGUGGCCGGGCCAUGCAGUACCAGCCCCCGGGCGCGGCGCCGACGGCGGCCCUGGGCGUCGGCGUCCCGCUGUACGCGCCCACGCCGCUGCUGCAGCCCGCGCACCCCACGCCCUUCUACAUCGAGGACAUCCUGGGCCGCGGCCCCGCCGCCGCCCCGGCCCCCCACUCCCUGCCCGCCCCGCCGCCGCCGACGCUGCCGUCGCCCAACUCGUCCUUCACCAGCCUGGUGGCCCCGUACCGGACGCCCGUCUACGAGCCGACCCCCGUCCACCCGGCCUUCUCCCACCACCUCGCCGCCACCUACGGCGCCGGCGCCUACGCCGGGCCCCUCUACUCCUUCCCCCGCGCCGUCGGCGACUACACGCACGCCCUGAUCCGGCAGGACCCCCUGGGGAAGCCGCUGCUGUGGAGCCCCUUUAUCCAGCGGCCGCUGCACAAGAGGAAAGGGGGACAGGUCCGCUUCUCCAACGACCAGACCAUCGAGCUGGAGAAGAAAUUUGAGACGCAGAAAUACCUCUCGCCGCCGGAGAGGAAGCGCCUGGCCAAGAUGCUGCAGCUCAGUGAGAGGCAGGUCAAAACGUGGUUUCAGAACCGCAGAGCCAAAUGGAGGCGUCUAAAGCAGGAGAACCCUCAAGCCACCAAGAAGGAAGAAGUGGAAGGUGCUGACAGUCACGGUGACCAAAGGCCGGAGAGCUGCCCGAGCCCCGAGCAGAAGGGCAAGGAGGUGUCCCUGGACGGCUCGCAGUACACCCCCUCGCCCGCCUCGCAGGAGGACCUGGAGUCAGACGUCUCCGACGACUCUGAUCAAGAAGUGGACAUUGAAGGCGACAAAGGCUUUUACAACCCUUCCCACUAACGGCCCCACGCGGAGAGUGGACCCUAGCUCGGCUUGCACUUUACCAGCGGCUGGCUUGAAAGAGUAUUUUGCUAUAGGAGAAGACUUUCAGCAUUCCACUGGAAGAAAAAGAAACAGACAGACUUGUUUUAUAAUAAGCAGAGAAAGCAAGACGUAUUUUCCGCAAACAGUCCGUUUUUGUCAGAUCUCUAAUUUGGUUAAAGGAACAGAUCCGUGGUUUGUAUUUAAUUUGUAAGAUAUAUUUGUACAUUAAUUGAUGUUCUAACUGGAACAUAGUACUGCAUCCCAUCCUUAUUCACUGGGGGUCUGGAUCAGCUGCUGUUAGGGAUCAGGCAGAACUCAUCUCUGGCUAGUGUGGAAGUGAGUACGGAUUGCAGGACUAAGCCCAUUGUAUGUGUAAACAAAUGUAGUUUAAAUAGAUUAAUUUAAACACCCUUUGCAAGCAGAGAAAUGUGUUCAUUGAAAUAUAGAGGGAUUCAACCAUCCCUACAAGUGCCUUAUGCUCACACCCUUUUACCUGCCAUGGUGCUCUCUACUGAGGCAUCCCUGUCUUUAUCAGAUGGAGUCUUUGGACAGAUCUGUUCUUGCUCUUGCAUGAGAUAAAUGUGCCUCCUCAAAUUUUUGAGGACUUCGACCUGCAGCCUGGAUGGUUCCAUUUGCAGCAAAAAAAAAAAAAAAAAAAAAAAAGUAUUUUUCUCCUUGAAAAAUCUCUAGCAUUGUUUUUUCCAGUUUUCAUAUUUGAGAAGAAAAUGCAAGGAGUGAUAGUGCCCUGCUGCAGGAGAGAACCUGGCAUCAGCUGCAGGGGAUAAAUGGGGCACAGAGCCAGAGGGAAGAUAAUGCCUAUUGUAUACAUAUCUGCUUUUGUACAUACUAGUUUGCUUUAAAAGUCUUGUGGUUUUAUACCUCACAUUGUUCAUAUUUUGUACAUAUUUGUUCAAUGUUAAAAGAAAAAAAAAAAGCAAAAAGUGGUAUUUAAUUUUUGAUGGACUCAUCUGUGAAAUAAAACUAAACUCUGCA
Molecule: messenger RNA, 1964 nt
Organism: Cygnus atratus (black swan)
Lineage: Eukaryota; Metazoa; Chordata; Aves; Anseriformes; Anatidae
Gene: HHEX
Product: hematopoietically expressed homeobox
Exons: 4
Coding region: 102-947 (281 amino acids)
Biological process (GO): cell differentiation; regulation of transcription by RNA polymerase II
Molecular function (GO): DNA-binding transcription factor activity, RNA polymerase II-specific; RNA polymerase II cis-regulatory region sequence-specific DNA binding
Source: RefSeq, a predicted model, not a curated record